CCACAAGCCACUGCGGCCUAGCGAGCGAUGGCGAGCCGCGGCGGCAGCUUGGUGUCGGCAGCAGGACCGCGACGAGCCAAGCGGGAUGCAGUCAAGGCCAGUUUGGAUCAAGAUUCAAAAGUGAAUUCUGAAGUUUAUAACUUGGCCGUCGAAGUUGCAGAAUGCCCAGAUAAUAAGAUCCCUCUGCUGCUGCUAAAGCUAAAAGAAAUCUUAAAAGGACCUCCCUUAGGAAGCAAAGAGUUAAAGAAGUUGAAGGAGGAUAUUUAUUACUAUGACUUAAUUCAGUAUUGCGUACUGGUGCUUACACAAGACUACCACAAUGUCCCAGGAAACUGGUUCACAGCUGUUCAGCUGGCAGAGAUACUCAGCACUGCCUGUGUGGGUCUGGAUCCAAAGAAUGAUGCAGAAGAAUUUUACAGCAAAGUGUUACCAUCAGCUGCAGACAAUCUAAUGUUGCUGGCACGGCGUCUGCAGGCUCGCUUCCUCAAAGCUGAUGAGGAUGAUGAUAAACAAGAUUUUUUGCGCUAUUUCCACAAUGUGACGGACUCUCUUUGCUGGCUCCUGGGUGGCCACAUUCAAUUGGCUCAGUAUGUCUUGCAGUCUGAUCACCUACUACAGUUAUUGCUCACUGAUGAUGUGGAAACCGCGACUAUCAUGGUGUCUGUCCUGCUCACCAUUCUUCAAUUGAACAGAACAAUAUUGCUCACUGUGAAAGAAAGGAACAUCCAAUUAAUCCUGGAUGAAAUUAUUUACAAGCUAUUUGAAAGCACCAAUCCAGUUAUAGGAAGAACAUCUAUUAAAGUCAUGCUGUUGAUAGUGGAGUCUCAUCCUCCUACUUUACAAAUGCUCUACAAUUCCUACAAAGGUUUAAGUCGUCUUUUGAGUAAGCAGUGGACAGGAAGAGGUUUUGACAAGGACCUGAGUCAGCUAUUGGAACUACUCAAUGUUGGGUCAAUCCAAGGAGUAAAGGAGCAGAGAUUCUACCGAGCUGCAUGCUUGAUCCAAGCAGCAUGGAGAGCAUAUCAGACAAGAAAGCGGAUGAAGAAACUUCCAAAAGUCGUGACAAAUUUACAAAGGAGUUUCAGGGCAAAACGUGAACAGGACAUACAACGGCAGGAAAAGGAGAGAGAGGAAGAGGAGCUAAAACACCAGCUACAGCUUCGGCGACAUCGAACUCUUCGAGAUUUUCGCCAGCGGCAGCUGAGCAUGUUGGAGAUAGUGCCUGCAAGUGAAAUUGCCAAGUACCUGCAGCAGGAGAAGGAGCAAGCAGCAUUGUUGAUUCAGAAGGUCUGGCGUGGUUACAGGCAGAGAAGCUGCUUCAGUCAACAGAAGCAGGCCCUUAAGGAAUUCAAGGCAGCUGUCAUUGUCCAAAGAGCUGUGCUGAAGUUCCUCGAAAAACGUAGACAUCUGAGAAAAGGUGUCCUUACCUGGCAGGGACCAAAGGGUCUCACAGAUGCACGGAGACAAGAACUGCACGCCAAAGUUGAAGAGUAUGUCAAACGUCAUCCGGUUCCUCAUGUGUCAGAGGAGCGAACGAAGGAGCAACAUGCCCAGGCCCAAGAGAUGCUGGGCCAGUACCUCAUGAGGAGAAAUCUGGAGAGAAAAUCAGAACUGCGCCAGGAGGCACUACUUGCCCAGAUUAACACAGACAUUGAACUCCUGAUGAAUGCUCCAAGUUUAAAGGAGGCCACCAAGAAGGAUGCAGAGCUCUUUAACUGCAGAUCUGCUCCUGUUGCAGCCAGGGCCAGGCAGUCUCACAGUGCCAUGCUGCAGUUCACACGGGGGCCCUGGUGGAAGAAACUGGACCCCGAAGCAAUCUACACUGACGAUACGGAUUUUGAUCUUGUACUGUGACCACAAAGGCACGAGCAGGGAGCACCCGCACCAGCCUAACAUCUGGGGAAGUGGGAUGGGCAAGGCUAACAAUGUUGUGGCGUGUGGUUGGCAGGCAUUUGCACUCUUCUUCAAGUGUGCAUUGGUGAAGAGCCACGGGAAGGAAAAUAUUUACAUACGUGUUAUAUUUGAGGAUAGUGGCUGCAAUAGUGCAGGAAAGGUGGCAGCUAAUGUGCACACAGCAAACUCUCUCAAACAGCAAUCGUCCCUUUUUGCUGGAGUUAAUUAAGAGAUAAAUGUUAACUGGGAGAGCUUCCUUUCUCCUCCUCCCUCAGUUACAGUAGAGUCAGAAUCAGGUUUAUUAUCACGGACUUAUAAGUUAUGAAAUUUGUUGUUUUGCAGCAGCAGUACAAUGCAAAGACAUAAAGUUACUAUAAAUUACAAAAUAAAUAAAUAGUGCAGAAAAAAAGGAAUAACAAAGUAGUGUUCGUGGGUUCAUGGACCGUUCAGAAAUCUGAUGAUGGAGGAGAAGAAGCUGUUCCUAAAUCGUUGAGUGUGGGUCUUCAAGCUCCUGUAACUCCUCCCUGAUGGUGUAAACGAGAAGAGGGCAUGUCCCAGAUGUUACAUAUCCAGCUGAAUGACUCAGUACAAGUCUCAGCCAAAAGUGGGCACUUCUAGCAGCAGCACUCCCUCAACAUCCCAUACGUACACCACAAAGAAAUAAAAGACAAGUUACUCCAUUGGCAGUGGGAUAAGUGUUGAUCCCUGUUAUUAGGCACUGAGCUUGACCAAUGACUAAGUUUGUUCAGUCAUGGAAAGGAAUUUAAUAGAGGUUCACACAAUGACAGUGCAGAGAGGAUAAUUGCAGACAACAUUCCAUAUUAAUAUAGAUUCAAACAAGCAAAUAGCAAAAUUUUCAUUGACAUCUUAAGGUUUCAAAGACAUCUGAAAUAGAAAAGUGGAGUCACAGCCUUGCUUUAAGAAUUAGUGGGUUUCUGUGAUAAGGGAGAUAUGUCUGGGUGAACUGAGUGACUUCCAAUGUCCAACUUAUAUUUUAUACCUC
Pristis pectinata (smalltooth sawfish) is the source of this 2896-nucleotide messenger RNA. It is a transcript of the gene iqcb1, whose product is annotated as IQ motif containing B1. Gene Ontology annotation, biological process: cilium assembly. Lineage: Eukaryota; Metazoa; Chordata; Chondrichthyes; Rhinopristiformes; Pristidae. Gene Ontology annotation, cellular component: cilium. The record is from RefSeq and is a predicted model, not a curated record. Bases 28 to 1854 code for a protein of 608 amino acids. Gene Ontology annotation, molecular function: calmodulin binding. The transcript is spliced from 14 exons.